Molecule: messenger RNA, 2140 nt
Organism: Dermacentor andersoni
Lineage: Eukaryota; Metazoa; Arthropoda; Arachnida; Ixodida; Ixodidae
Source: RefSeq, a predicted model, not a curated record
CGAACGUGAGAUACACAGGCGUGCCGCACCGCCGGGGGACAACCGUGGGGCAAGCUGCAGUCACAUUGCUGCGAGUUUCGCUUUGUCCUUUGAUAAACUCUCGUGAAAUUGGAUCAGGAUGUCGACACCUGAUGAAGGCACGCCAACCUUUAGACAAUGGAUAGCGCGGCUUCCCCCCUUCACGGCAGACAACAUUUACAAAGUGUACCUGCCGAUCGCUGGAGCAGUCAGCUACUGCACGUUUUCGGUCACCGUGUUCAUACCGGAGCUGUUAUCUAGGCUAUACCCUGACCAGAGUGUGACAGUGGCAAACUGUCUUCUCUUCAAUUCGCAUCUUGGCACUGGGCUGUAUGUCUACUUUCGGCCACACAUGACACGAGCUCCACCGUACCACCGCAUCAUGUACAGUGCCUACCAGGCGGUUCUCUUCAACUUUGGCUCGGUGCUUCUUUGGGCUGUCACGAAGUCACUCCUGCCUAACUCCAACCUUGUGCGCUCCCUCUUUGCUGCCUCCACUUCGGCUUGCUUUCUUGCCAUCGGCAUGGAGUACCUAGAUUUCCUUGACACUCCUGCGGAAGAGGAUUUCUCAGCAUCACCAACCUCACCGCGCUGCUAGUGGGAUGUGUUGCCAUCUUCCCAUUGGAAACAUGCACCUCUACCAGCUUGAGUUAAGUUCUUGCUGGUGCCUGUCAAUGCUGGCAUGAGUGGGCUUUGGUACCAGUAAGAUGUUGCCCCGGUGAGAUGUGUUUGAGAAGUCUGUUUGUCAAGAUUUCUGCCUACUUUGUUUAAGACUCCCUGCAAUAUUUAAUCCAUGUGUCUUGAAACCACAGAGAUCUUAAGGCCAUCCUCAUGUUGGCAUUUAGGGACCUCGUCUUGGGUCACAUAUGGAUGGCACCUGUGUAUCGGGUUACACUGUCGUAACAACAGUUACUGCCUGUUUUCAAAAAGCAGGGAAAAUACUUUCUGAUUACUGGUAGUAAUGUGGUGUUAACUUUUUUCACAGUGCUGAGACUCGUUGAAGAGAGUAAUUGUAGGCAAAUUACUGCCUUAAGAACACACUGCCUUGUGUCAGUGCCUAAGCAUGUGGCCUUCAGUCAUGACACAGAGUGUAUGCAGGCAGCUAUGCCGAUGUGCACUGGUUUUGGUAGUGCUGAAUUGUGAAAGCAAAAGUAGACAAGAACUGGCAAUUUUUUAGAUUCAUCUGUAGUACUCUUGUUGGAGGCAAGAUAUGGCACCUGCUGCCAAGCUGUUUGGGGCUGUUUUAAUAAUCAGUCUUCUGCAAGCUUUAUGUGACUGUGGCAAGGUAACCUUUGAUAAUAAUUCUUGCAGACCCCAUAUGAUGCAAUUUUACUUUCUGCAGAAUAGCUCACAUGCAGACAUGGGAGCUUCUGUGCUCUGGCUGUGUUGGUAGUGGAUGCAUAUGUCUUUAUGUUUUGUCUAGGGUGUAUUUUUUUUACUUUUUAUAGCCAUUUUCUUGUUUGUAAGCCAUGCUCUAAAAAACAUUGCUGGUUGUGUUGCUAUUGGCCCUUAGUAUGAAGUCCAAGAGGGUGCGUUUCGCUCCAACCUGUUUUUAACUACCAGCAUUGAUGGGCACUACCAUCGAUACAAAUGUCAAUCCUGAAGACAUGCUUCUGUGACAUUGGCUCAGAUUUUGAAGUCCCUAAUUGUAGAGUUGUUGAACCUGUUGCAUGUUGAAUGUAGAUUUACUAGACUAUAGGUAAUUUUGUGUAGUUGAGCAGAUUACAGUUUCUGUAAAUAAAGCAGUUUUAACGAUGAAGCUUGUGCAGACACCUGCUUGAUCUUGUACUUUUAUUUCUGAGGUAAUCCUCUUUCAAAAGGGGAAAGAAAAAAGGCUAUGUGCAGCUAAAUGCAACAAGGAAGAUGAUGGGGGCAGUGAAACAGAAGCGAAAGAAAUUUGUUAUUCUGAACCAGCAUAGUGUAGAUAGGAUGAUUGACAAAGUGCGUCUAUUCUCAACACAAAUGUGAUUAUAUGACUUAACACAGAUUAAUUGGCCUUCAAACAUCAAUCAAGGUAGUUGGUGCUGCAGUAGUACAGAUCUGUAAACCAGGCAUGGAAAAGAAGUUAUAGUUUUGUAUUUCUUGAAAGUAAUGUGUGUUUAAUAAAAACCAAUUGUCAGAA